AUGAAUCUAUCGCACCGUUUUGCGUCACCAAUGCUCAAGACGGCGAGGCUCAAAGUUUCGUCCCGCGACGGUAUUCGUUCCUCCGCCGUCGACAUGCCUCCGUGCUCCGGUUCAGUUCGCCGAGCAGCCGUUGUAUUCCUUUUCGCCAUUACCAUCACAUGCUUCCUCGUCUACAGAUCCGCUGAUUCUCUCAACACCGUCUCCGGCUCUUCGUCCUCGAUUCUCACUCGCAUUUUGCCGUCUUACGAUUCCUUCAAGUCUCUGGAAAUUGAAGAGCCUAAGCUCGAAGACGUUCUUCGUAGAGCUGCAACGAGAGACGGCACAGUGAUUUUGACGACUCUGAAUGAAGCUUGGGCAGCUCCUGGAUCUGUUCUCGAUCUCUUCUUCGAGAGUUUCGAGAUCGGCGAAGGAACAAGCGUGCUUCUGAACCAUCUGGUGAUCAUUGCUCUGGAUGCUAAAGCCUAUUCCCGUUGCCGAGAAGUGCAUGAGCAUUGUUUCAGUCUUGAAACAGAGGGAGUUGAUUUCUCCGGCGAGGCUUACUUCAUGACUCGCUCUUACUUGAAGAUGAUGUGGAGAAGAAUCGAUUUCUUGCGUUCUGUUCUUGAAUUGGGUUACAACUUUGUUUUCACGGAUGCUGAUGUGAUGUGGUUUAGGAACCCAUUUCCGAGGUUUUACAGAUACGCUGAUUUCCAGAUUGCUUGUGACCAUUACCUAGGAAGGUCCACGGAUCUAGAGAACAGACCAAACGGAGGAUUCAGCUUUGUGAGAUCCAAUAACCGGACUAUACUCUUCUACAAGUUCUGGUACGCUUCACGGAUCAAAUAUCCAGGUUACCACGACCAGGACGUUCUCAACUUCAUCAAGACGGAGCCUUUCAUCUCCCACAUCGGGCUUAGUAUCAGGUUCUUGAACACGGCGUACUUCGGUGGACUCUGUGAGCCGAGCAAAGAUCUGAACCUUGUUCGUACGAUGCAUGCGAAUUGCUGCUUCGGUAUGGAUAGUAAGCUUCACGAUCUUGGGAUCAUGCUUCAAGACUGGAGAGAUUUCAUGUCUUUGCCACUUCAUCUUAAACAGUCCUCUGGUUUCUCCUGGAAAGUGCCACAAAAUUGCAGUCUUGAUUCACUGCGAAGAUAUGACUCUGCGGAUGAAGAAGGUAGUGAGCCACCAGGAGGAGAGUCUGAAGAGUGA
Molecule: messenger RNA, 1188 nt
Organism: Microthlaspi erraticum
Lineage: Eukaryota; Viridiplantae; Streptophyta; Magnoliopsida; Brassicales; Brassicaceae
Source: the annotation of a GenBank genome assembly